CCUCAUUCAAUUCAUUCAUAUCUAAACCUUCUUAUCUCUUAUCCAAUAUUCUACAUUCUCUCUCUCUCUCUCUCUCUCUCUCUCUCUCUAUUAUUGUUCAUCUUUUCCUAAACAAGAAACAAAAAAAUGGCAUCUCAAGUUUGUGAGGGUUUGGCUUUCAUGAAAGGGGAUGAUGGGUUGCAAAUCAAUGGUGCUUUUCUAAUGUCAUUGAUGGAAGAACCAUCAGCAAGUGAUGAGGGUGAUGAUGAGAGAUUGGAUAGCUUGAUUAGGGCUUUUGAAGCUGAAAUAAGUGGAAACAAUAAGAUGGAAGAUGAUGAUAAUGAUAAUGAUGAUUCAGCAUCCUCCACAGGUUCAGAAUUAAUGUUUGAGAGGAAUGAGUGUGGCAGUGAAUCAUGGAAGAUGGAAGAGAUUGAUUGGAGUAAUUCAUCAGGUGAGUUUGGUGAGGGAUGGGUGGACAUGGAUUUGGUGCCAUCAUCUCCCUUUGAAGAUAGGAGUUGGUGUGUUGAACCUUGUGGAGAGGAGUAUUAUGCCUUCCCAAACAACUACUUGGGAGAUCAUGGAUACAACAAUUCCUUGUGGCAAGACAUGCCAUGCAAUUGAUGUCUUUUAAUAAUUAGUUUCCAUCUUGUUAACAUGUAAAUUCAUCCAUGUUCUAGCACUCAAAAUGUUGCCAUGGCAAACCCUCACUAGAUGUUCAAUUAACAAGCAAAGGAAAUUAAAGAAAUUGUUCAAUCAUUUUCUCUUA
Molecule: messenger RNA, 745 nt
Organism: Vigna unguiculata (cowpea)
Lineage: Eukaryota; Viridiplantae; Streptophyta; Magnoliopsida; Fabales; Fabaceae
Source: RefSeq, a predicted model, not a curated record